Acanthoscelides obtectus is the source of this 270-nucleotide messenger RNA. NCBI's taxonomy places the organism in Eukaryota, Metazoa, Arthropoda, Insecta, Coleoptera, Chrysomelidae. The record is from the annotation of a GenBank genome assembly.
AUGACCUCUCCCGUACAACAAAUUUUCUACUCUUAUAGUAUUGAAAAAUUUGCAAUAUCCAAUGUGACCGAACUUCCAGUGAAUCGUUAGAUGUAAAGAUACGACGUGUGACAGUAUUCAACCCGUUGUCUGUGUAAAACAAGUUGUUUAUAAAUCAUAUUUGAGUCGAUUGGAGAUGGCAUACUCCUAUAGUAAUAACAAAUUUAUCGGUAUGAUAGUGGUUCACGGUGAGUAUCUCCAAAAUGCUGCUGCGUUUCGCGAGUACAUUCC